Molecule: messenger RNA, 1539 nt
Organism: Mytilinidion resinicola
Lineage: Eukaryota; Fungi; Ascomycota; Dothideomycetes; Mytilinidiales; Mytilinidiaceae
Exons: 2
Coding region: 1-1539 (512 amino acids)
Molecular function (GO): protein binding
Source: RefSeq, a predicted model, not a curated record
AUGGAGAUCACAGGAUGUAAACACUUCGCCGAUCAAGAAGGACAAUUAUUAUCAACGACGGCGAAGCUUUCCGACACUUUUCCUCCUACGCAAACCUUCAUUGCAUCUCUUCCGGUCGAGUUAGUACGCAUGGUCUGCAACAACCUCGACCCUUCCGACAUCAUGUCAUUCCGUCGUACGAACAAGAGAUUCGGCGAGAUCGGCGUAGAACACCUGAUUCCUCGCGUAUCUUUCCACCUCUCUCCGGCUAGCUUUUCGCGUCUUGACACUAUUACGAGCCAUCCAGUACUCCGCAAGCACGUCAAAGAGAUGCACUUCAACGGCCAAUGCUUCACAUGCCCUACAUCAUACUGGGAGACAAACGGGUCAUUGUUUUUGAAAGAGGUGAAUUGGGAUAUAUAUCAUCAAGAGGCACGCUAUAAGAAGGACCCAGGGUGUGAUUUCGAGUGCACUGAGGACGGCUCGUGGAGCUUCGAGGAGGUCUUACUAGCCGAUGGAGCUGAUGACACGCUGCUCAUGGCCCAGUUCGACGCCUUUGCGCAGAUGCUUUUCGACACCAAUAAUCCGGAAUUCCUCAACAAGUAUCUUAGCGAGCGCUCUAAUGAGCGCUCUAAUAAGCCACGAUUCACAGGCGUUGUGGAGCCAUUCUUCAGGGAAGGUUGUAGCUCCAUGGAGAUCAGGAAGGUACUUCAAGACUUGAGCCAACGAGUGAAGGAGCAUCGAGAGAUGGAGUAUGACAUAUUCGGAUCCGAACCCUCCUGGAGCUUUUACGGCGGCGACAAGUCUCUCAACGCGUCUGGCAUGUAUGCAGGCGUGCAGCAACUGAACGCUCUCCUUGCUGGAUGCCACGAAGCAGGUACUCGACUAAACUCUCUUGAAGUCGAGGCCGUGAGCUGGCGCUUCUUCGCUCAACCCGUCGAAGCCUUUGGGCGAGGUGCUUUGAGUUUGCUUUCCAAGCUGAAGAUGCGCGUAGUGGUCUCCACUUUGCACGACAACGACAUUAUUUUCGACGAAUCGGACGAAUGCAGAAGACAACUAGGCCAUGGGAUUAUGCACCGCUUCCUGCGCGACAUGCCCCUACUGAAAGACUUAGAUCUAACCAUCUUAAACCACUUCGGCGGGGAUUUCCUGUUAAAGAAUAUCGUUGGGAACAUCACGUGGCCUCGACUGCAGUCUUUAGUGCUCCGACACAUAGUCACAGAGGAAGAAACCCUCGUGUCUUUACUGGAUCGCCACAUGGUUACACUCAAGCACCUGUCGCUUUGUGACAUUGCUCUCACUGAAGGUGAGUGGCGAUCCGCGUGGAGGAAGGUCCGUUGCUUGGUUGCCACGUACGGCCUCGAUAAUCUUCAUAUUGGCAAUUGGAAUCGGUUCGUCACGAGACACCUGGAAAACGGGGAUUAUGUUCGUUUGUACCAAAGGUGGCGUGAGGCUAAAGUACUUGGCUUCGUCGAGGCGACUAGGAUGCUUCACCAGUACCUAAUCAAGGGAGAGGGUUCAAUAGAUGAGCCUGUAUGGCAGUAUACCAGGGCGUUGUAG